Molecule: messenger RNA, 431 nt
Organism: Cokeromyces recurvatus
Lineage: Eukaryota; Fungi; Mucoromycota; Mucoromycetes; Mucorales; Mucoraceae
Product: CTAG/Pcc1 family
Exons: 3
Coding region: 18-263 (81 amino acids)
Cellular component (GO): EKC/KEOPS complex
Source: RefSeq, a predicted model, not a curated record
UUUUUAUACAUUUAAACAUGGACAGUAAAAUAUUUAUAGAGAUUCCUUUCCCAAAUGAGCAUUUAGCUACAAUUGCUAAAAGAGUUAUGAAUGUGGAUGAAGAAUUAAAGACAGAUCAAGUGAAAAGAGUAAUUACCAGUCAGGAUAAUCUACUUCAAGUACAUUUCGAAUGUUAUAAUACAAAAAUGCUUCGAGUAGCUGUUAAUUCAUUUUUAGAAUAUUUAUCAAUGGUGACUCGAACUAUGGAGGCAGACUUUAGUUAAAUGAAUGGAAUAAAUAAUGUAAAUAAUACAUAUUGUUUGACUCGUACAACAAAUCAGCUUAUAUAUACAUAGUAAAAAAAAAAAUGAACUCACUAUCUUAUUUUAUAUAUAUACAAAUAUAUAUAUUUUUAUUAUGUAUAUUAGAUAUUUAUAUAUAAGGGGAAGGCG